Lepus europaeus (European hare) is the source of this 357-nucleotide messenger RNA. RefSeq names its product huntingtin-interacting protein M. Gene Ontology annotation, molecular function: protein heterodimerization activity. The transcript has a single exon. Bases 1 to 357 code for a protein of 118 amino acids. The record is from RefSeq and is a predicted model, not a curated record. NCBI's taxonomy places the organism in Eukaryota, Metazoa, Chordata, Mammalia, Lagomorpha, Leporidae.
AUGUCGGAGAGAAAUAACCAAGAGGGCGGCAAUGGAUGUAACAACCAGACUGAAUACCCUUCUACUAGAAGUGAACUACAGGUUCCAGUAAGCUACGUGGACUGCCUUCUGGGCCAGGAACAAGAUGGCCAAAGCAUCAGUUCUUCAACAACAGAUUUCUUCCUUGCCAUACUUGACUACCUUACUGACUAUCUCCUGGAACUGGUAGGCUCUGAGGCCAGCAACAACAGCGUGAUGGAAGACCCUCCCCAAGAUCAGAAUGGAGAAGGCGACAACAACCACCCAGCCUCCAGAAAUCUGAAAGAUAUGCCUUUUGCUCUGUUUGAUGAGAUACCCGGACCCAGGAAGAAUGGUUGA